Plenodomus lingam JN3 is the source of this 531-nucleotide messenger RNA. NCBI's taxonomy places the organism in Eukaryota, Fungi, Ascomycota, Dothideomycetes, Pleosporales, Leptosphaeriaceae. The record is from RefSeq and is a predicted model, not a curated record.
AUGAUCAGAAGAACCCAACUCUCGGCCUCGCCCUCGGCGUUGUCGUCUUCCAAUACUACCUCUCCUCCACCGCCGCUGCUGCCCCCCCUCUCGCCCACCCUCACCCAUCGGUCUUCUCGAAGCCACACGCCCUCGCACAGUACAACUGUCGUCGACGACCCGCCUGCUGAGGCUCCGCCCCGGUCCUCUUCGCCCCCGCCGCCCAGGUCCUCCUCGCCUGGUCCACACCAACCCCCCUCUGCCCAUCCUCCCUCCUUCGCCUCGUCCUCGAACAACUCGACCAUGGGCAGUCGAUCUGGCUUCACACAGGACAGCAAUCAUCCUCCUCCUCAUCACCACCAUGACCGCCCCUCGACCACGGCCCACCGACCUCAAAUGAGCCAUACCCACCUCGGCCACUUCCCUCGCAGAACUCGCCCACCUGAUCCGCCUCCAGGGCUACCAGGAGCAGCGCAAGGCCUACUCGCGCGUCCGUCUGCACCGAUGGCUCGUCUCCAGUGCCCUCUCUGCCCGUCUGGUCCAUUGCGGUGA